Messenger RNA from Neoarthrinium moseri, 1569 nucleotides. RefSeq lists its product as uncharacterized. The transcript has a single exon. Lineage: Eukaryota; Fungi; Ascomycota; Sordariomycetes; Amphisphaeriales; Apiosporaceae. The record is from RefSeq and is a predicted model, not a curated record. The coding region runs from base 1 to 1569 and encodes 522 amino acids.
AUGGUAAGCCGGUCGGUCCAUGCGAUCGCGGCGUUGCUGUUGGUAAGUUGUUCGACAGCAGCGCCGCCGUCGCGGGAUCCCUUCGGGCCAAGCCUGGAGUCAGCACGCCAAAAUGCGCCUCAGAUCUUCAAUGCGAUCCAUAAUGCCAUGCGACAGUUUGGCUCUUCGUUGCACCACAAUGGCAUGUCCUUCUUCCCUGCGACCAUCCCGGCAGGGACUAUGCUCUACCAUGGUGCAACUACGCCGAAAAUACCAGACACACUUGAAUGGCUCGCUUUCGAGGUUGAGCAUGCAGAGAACUUCGCUCGCGGGUAUCGGCGACCAAACCAGACUCGGGGUUUCGCACAGUCGCAAGAGAAUGGACAAAGACCCCUUCAGAAUUGGGCACAUUCCGAGAAAGAAGAGUAUGUGACCUUCCGGUCAUCUUCCAUGGCCCACGUCUUUGAUGACGGGUGGCAUGGAAACGAACCCGCAUGGGAACCGGGUUACUUCCAUAUUUAUCAAGCUGUUCGGCCGCUAAAUGUACUUUACCUGGAUGGCAUGGCCGCCGGCAAGACGAACAUGGGGACGAACGAUGCCGAAGACUUCAUCCUCAGCAGCAAUAAGAGUCGUGGCGGCUACGAGGACUACAUACGUGCGGCAGAUCUGUGCACCUGGUCGAAGCAGUGGGGCGUCGAUGGCCUCAUUCGUAUGGAGCCAGGCUUUGAGGUCAUAUACUGCGACUUCCACGACGGCGGGCUGCUUCAGGUUGCGGCAAAUCGACGUGGACCCAUAGAUGGGUCGAAGGAGUACCUAAUAUUCAAGAUGUUCGAAUGGAUACAGGCGGCUUCCAAGCGGUACCGUGGCAUCGGCGGUAACAGAGUUCAGGUUGACUAUUCUUCAAUGGUCUCUGCCUUCUUCUACCCGGUGAACCUCACUAAUCCCAAUGCGACUCGAUCCGAGCACCCGAGGCUUGUGUUUGCGACAGAGUCGGAACUGGCGGCAAUCAAAGGCCACGUUGAACGGACAGUAAUUAGAAGCUGGGAGGGUGUAAAGUCGGCCGUCGACUGGCAAGGAGUAACGGACAUGAUUGUGACUCGGUAUUCUGACAGACUGUCGCUGAUGGCCGCAACGAAGUCCAUCAAAGACAUGAAGCUAUUGCUCAGUCAUCUGCUUGAUGGAUAUAUUCAUCGCCAGGACGAUGGCUUUGAUCUACACGCGGCUCAGCAACGAUGUAGGAGGCAUUACCUUGAUGGUUUUGCCCCAGUCACGCCGGAAGAGAACCUCAUGCACGCCGGGAUUGACAGCACCGCCAAGCUGAUCUGUGAAACGCUGUUUGAAGCCCAUGCACUGGUGGUGGAAAACCCGUCCGCCGAUGAGUCAUCAGUGCAGACAGCUGUCCGUAUGGCACAGGAUUUGAUGGACACCCUGCGAUGGCCAGAGUGGAAGCUAUGCGGAGCUUGCCAGGUAGACGAGGUGUGCUUCGUCGCCAUGUGGCCGUUCGGCAACGUUGAAGACCAUUAUAGCCCUAGCUGUCAAAAUGCAACAACAGCAUUCGCGCGGAAUAGCUAUUGGAGGUACAAUUGGUAA